This is a messenger RNA of Oncorhynchus masou masou (cherry salmon), 559 nucleotides long. Its product is annotated as probable ATP-dependent RNA helicase DDX52. Lineage: Eukaryota; Metazoa; Chordata; Actinopteri; Salmoniformes; Salmonidae. The record is from RefSeq and is a predicted model, not a curated record. Gene Ontology annotation, biological process: maturation of SSU-rRNA. Gene Ontology annotation, cellular component: 90S preribosome. Gene Ontology annotation, molecular function: RNA helicase activity; nucleic acid binding; ATP binding. The annotation marks the transcript as partial. The transcript is spliced from 4 exons.
GGUCGUGAGUUGUUGGCGUGUGCUCCGACAGGAUCGGGGAAGACUCUAGCGUUCUGUCUCCCUCUCCUGACACACCUGAAACAGCCUGCUAACCUCGGCAUCAGAGCUCUGGUCAUCUCUCCCACCAGGGAACUGGCCAGCCAGACCCACAGGGAGUUGGUGCGUCUGUCGGAGGGCGUCGGGUUCAGAGUUCACAUACUAGACAAGGCCUCCAUGGCAGCCAGGAAAUACGUUCCCAGCUCUCACAAGAAAUCUGAUAUUCUGAUCAGUACCCCCAAUAGACUGGUGUUCCUCCUGAAGCAGGAUGCUAUAGACCUCAGCAGUGUGGAAUGGUUGGUGGUGGAUGAGAGCGAUAAGCUGUUUGAGGAUGGUCGUAGUGGCUUCAGAGAGCAGCUAGCAGCAGUGUUCCAGGCGUGUUCCUCUCCACGGGUCAGACGAGCGCUCUUCAGUGCUACCUGUGCUCCAGACGUGGAACAGUGGUCUCGCCUCAACCUCGACAACCUGGUCUCUGUCAACAUUGGACACAGGUACUCCACCACCCACAGUCCCCUGUUCUACU